GUGAAGUGGCAAGUUUCCAAAAUUCCCCAGUCCCGAAGAAUCUUCCACCAAAAAUUUUAAUUAGGGCGGCAGAGUCAAAUUAGGGUUUAAUUACAUUCCACUCAAAUUAGGGUUUUCUCAUUAAUUUCCUUUUAAUUACAGAUUUAAUCCCACUCUACCUCUAUAUAUAUAUAUACACACACACGCCUACGGAUUCACAAAAUAAAAACCCUAAUUUCUCAAUCUCUUCUUCAACUUUUUUUUCCCCACGAUGGCUUCAGAGGAUCAAUCGGCGGUGAGAUCUACCGGGAAGGUUAACUGGUUUAACGAUUCCAAAGGCUAUGGUUUCAUUACUCCUGACGACCGCAGCGAAGAGCUUUUCGUUCAUCAAUCCUCAAUUGUCUCCGAAGGUUACCGGAGUUUAGCUGAAGGCGAUUCGGUUGAGUUCGCUAUUACUCAGGGAAGCGACGGUAAGACUAAAGCCGUCGAGGUUACUGCUCUCGGUGGUGGUGCUCUUAAGAAGGAGAAUAACUCUCGCGGUAACGGUGCUAGGCGCGGCGGUGGAAGCGGUUGCUACAAUUGCGGUGAGUUAGGUCAUAUUGCAAAGGAAUGUGGUGGCGGCAGCGGAGGUGGUGAACGUGGAUCUAGAAGAGAAGGCUGUUACAAUUGUGGUGAUGCUGGUCACUUCGCUAGGGAUUGUACUCAGAAAUCAGUUGGAAACGGAGACCAACGUGGAGCAGCCGGAGCUGGAAAAGAUGGUUGUUACAAUUGUGGUGACAUUGGUCACUUCGCUAGGGAUUGUGGUAAUCAGAAAGUGACUGCUGGAAGCGUCAGAAGCGGUGGUGGUAGUGGAUCUUGUUAUACAUGUGGUGGAGUUGGUCACAUUGCAAGAGAGUGUGCGACUAAGAGACAGCCUUCUCGUGGUUGUUACCAGUGUGGUGGUUCUGGUCACUUGGCUCGUGAUUGUGACCAGAGAGCAAGCGGUGGAAACGGUGGUGGUAAUAAGUGCUACAGUUGCGGUAAGGAAGGUCACUUUGCAAGGGAAUGCUCUGUAGCUUAAACGAUUUCCUAAUCAACAAAAAACGAGAAUGAAAUUGAAUCGAGUAAUAUAGUUUGGUAUAUAUUUCUCUUCGUUUUCAUUUAUCUUUUUUUUUGUUGAUGGGAAUGAUAUUGCCUGGUCCUUUUGGUGUUUUAGAGGUUUUAUUAUUAUACAGAGAGUGAAUCCCCCUUUUGUUAUAACUAUUACAAGUUUUUAGCUUUAUUUGUUUCUCUGAUAUGGAUGCUCUCUUUUUCUUCUAUCUGUUUCUGGAAAUUUUGACCUCUUAUUGCUUAUGUCAUCUAAAGUUUGAGUUUUGUCCUUUUUAUUAAAGUGUUGCUAGUUUCAAUUCA
Molecule: messenger RNA, 1368 nt
Organism: Arabidopsis lyrata subsp. lyrata
Lineage: Eukaryota; Viridiplantae; Streptophyta; Magnoliopsida; Brassicales; Brassicaceae
Product: cold shock protein 1
Exons: 1
Coding region: 251-1039 (262 amino acids)
Molecular function (GO): zinc ion binding; nucleic acid binding
Source: RefSeq, a predicted model, not a curated record